UCUAGUUGAGUUUGUCGUGCGAGGUUGAAGUUACCUUAACACGGGUUUGCCCGUAAAAAGUUCUGGUGAUGUGCAUGCAAUAAGCAGAGGUGGUGUGUGGGGGUUCUUAGCAUUUUUAUGGAAAAGAUAUUCAUUGCAGUAGGUUAUCCUCCUUGAUAUAUUGAAGGGAGGAGAAAGCUGAGCAAGAAAUAGGGUGUAUGCAAGUAACAUCCAAAAGCUUGGGCUUUUGUAUAAUUAGUUAAAACUCUGGGGGCAUCAGGAGGGAAAAAGAAAACAACAAGAGGAGGGAAAAUAUAGUUGGCCGAUUCGUCUUGGACCUAGGGUUUUGUUCCGACUUCAAAACCUCUUCCCUGGCCGGAGCUCCAAGCCACCCAGUGAAAAUGGCGGAAUCGAUCUGCAGAACCCUUCGGGACGGACCACUCGACGGUGAACACGCUCCGGCGCUCACAAUUAAAGACUUCAUCGACUCGCCGUUCGGACCCUACGUCUUCAACAACACUCAACUAUCCGCCUACAUUUUGGCGGGAAAAUCUCAAUCGCACGCUCUCCUGCUCGUUGCUUUGUCGCGGAGUCCAUCUUUCUUCGUUGAUUUGCUUAAGAGUAGAGGCUACGACGUCGCCUCAUUGCGUAAAUGGCCAAGGUUCUGGAUUGUUAUUCAGAUCCUCUCGGAUGGAAGGACCGGCACAUGGAGUGUGGAACUGUUACCAAUAUCUCUGCUGAAGCUUCAGACACAGUGAGGUUGUUUAAGGAUGUUAGAAAUUUGGACAAUUUGUCCUCUUCAAUUUUUUAUCCAGGGAAAAGUAUGGUUGUAAACUAUUUCCAUAGGAGAGUGCUAAAGGUUUGUUGUUUUGUUGUUUUCUGGGGUUAUGUGUAUUUAGUUUUUGGGGAGGGGGCGGUUUAAAAUAUUUUAAGCAUAACAUGGAAAAAUGACGUAAAUAGUCAUGAUCUCUGGUGCUUCACUUGUUCAUUUCUUUUAAAUGUGUUGUAUGUCAUUGCAGAAAUGGUUGGACAGGGAAAAGGGAGAUUCUGAGUUGCCAUAGACUCGGUAACUCCAAACCCAUAACUGUGAAUGUUUAUUUGUAGCAGCGACUAUAGUUGUUAAUAAUAAAUAAGUACAUAACAAGGGAAACCAUCUUAUGGAGGGGAAAAUAUGUACAGAGUAAUUAUAUUUAUAUUAUAUAAUUAAUUAAAGGGCAAUAUUGUUAUCUUGAGCUUUGGAAUGAAGUUUAAGUGCUGAUAUUUGUUAAUUUUUGUUGAAGUUGAUAGUGGGAAUUACUGAUUUGAUGAAAUUAUACUUCCCUAGUGGUUUUGCAUUUAAAUCAUUUGAUGAAACUUGUUCUUUUGUUAUUUGCAUAUUCUUUUCUAUGCUGGUUUUAAUGAAUGCAUUUCUUUUCUGCUUUUAACAUACCCAACGUAUUAGGAUUAAGGCAAGAUAUAUUGUUGUUGCUUUGGACUCGCUCGCUCUCUGUCAUGUAUAUGAUUGCUAUCUUCGCUCUCUGUCAUGUAUAUGAUUGCUAUCUUCCAGGUAACUGAUGUGCUAAGAUAUGCAUCAUUAUCUUCAGUUGCUUCUCUUUCGAGUAACCUCCAUAUGUGUGGCAUGUCUUUGGUAACCCAAUCUCCCCUCUCAUUUACUGCUUCUGUUACGCCUGAGCAACUAUUAUAGAUGUUAAAUGCCAUAUUAAUCUUUGGAUUUCUUGCAGCUCCAGCAAAUUUACUUGAUUAUACUUUUCGGAAAAGUAGAAUUGUAUGCUUCCAAAAAUUAUGCAACAAGACCUUUUGUUUACUUGUCUACUUGAUUUUGUAAAGUUCAUUCCUAUCACUGGGAACUAGCUUACUAGGCUACAUCUGUCCUCCUGUGUGAUGUCACCUUGUUCACACUGUCGAUGCCAUCAUAUUGGAUGACCUACAUUGUGUUGCAAACGGGGAUGUCCACAAGUUAGGGUAGACUCGAGAACCAAACCAAACCAAUGUGACUGGUUCGCCUUUUUUAAUGGAUCGAUUCAGUCUUGGGUCCAAAAAAUUGGACCUGAUGGAGAUUGGUUUGGUCCUGGGUCCAGGCAUUCAGGUCUAUGGACCCACCUCAAACCAAUUGAUAUAUGUAUAAAUAUAUAAAAUAAAUACAUAAGAUUCGAUUGUCUGGGAUAUUUUGUGAAUUUAUUAGUUGAUUGCUGUGAGUUAAAACAAUUACUAAUUGUUGUGUAGUGUGCUUAGGUGCAAAUUGUUUGUUGAACAUUGAUAUUAAUUUUUUCCAAAUUUCAGAUAACAAAAAAUUGAGAUUAAAAGAUUAUUAUAUGUAAUUGAAAUCAAAACCCGAACCAAACCAACCAUAAUUGCGAGUCCUUGGUGUGUUGGAAUAGUUGUUGCCUGUUACUGCCAUUUACCUUUUUUUUAUUUUAUUUGAGAAGCUAAUUUAACAUAUUCGGCGCAUACAUGAUGGACCAAUAUGUUUCUUGCAGAUAAAUGAAAUGUCAACAUAUCUUCUGUACUGAAGAAACUAUUAUAAUUAUAGUGAUUUUAUUUGUAGUUAAAGAUAAAUAGUUUUUUAUUUUUAGCUGACAAGGUUCUGAUGAAAUGAUUGCGCACCCUUCGCCUCGCCAACCGUCACUGCAUCCUCCGACAGUCGGUGAGGCAAUGGUAGCGAGGCGAAGGGCGGUCGGCGAUUGCAUCGCAGCCAUGGAAAGGGAGAGAGGAGAGAGCAGGGCAGUGGCCCACUUUGCAAAGUAGACGAAGGCAUUUUGAUCUUUUAGCCCCCAUUCGAUAAGCCCCUCGUUAAGCUCUUCUGACACUCAAGAAUUUUCCUUGCUGUACAUGCACAUUUGCUAUUGUGUACACUCUUAAGCUGAUGGCAUUUUUCAAUGUACUCUCAAAAUGCAUUCAUUACUGGUACUCUUUGCAAGUUAUGUCACUUCAGUGCGUACUGCCUUUCAUGUUGUAGUACAUUUCAGUGGUCAAACUUAAGAGAUGGGUCCUAUUGUGAUAUUUAAUCUUCAAUUUUCUUUUACUAAGUGAAGAAACUUAGUCUAGUUCUAUAUAAAACAACUUCACAUCAUGCAGUUCCACUGUUUUUCCUAAUUUUUUUUUUUUAAAUUGUAGAUCAAGAUUCUUGUGCAUUUUGGUUGAUUAUUAUCAGAAUUAUAGCGUUCAGUAACAGUAUUGAAUGUGUGGAUACUUCUUUUGGCCGGUGCAAUUCAACCCACAACUGUCAGAAAACGAGAGAAUUGAGAGGGCAAAAGUGAUGCUUACGUUUGAGCACCAAGGUAUCUUUAUUUUGGAUAUAUUUUACUUUAAA
Molecule: messenger RNA, 3289 nt
Organism: Diospyros lotus (date-plum)
Lineage: Eukaryota; Viridiplantae; Streptophyta; Magnoliopsida; Ericales; Ebenaceae
Product: elongator complex protein 5-like
Exons: 4
Coding region: 381-737 (118 amino acids)
Source: RefSeq, a predicted model, not a curated record